AGCAAAAUCUAAGUUGAAAAUUUUAGAUAUUUAAAGCAAAUAUUGUAUAAAUAAAUUCCGAAAGCGAAAAAAUAAUUAACAGGUUAAUCGAUUAAUCAAUCACCACCGUGUCCGUUGAAUUUGAUCAUUCAGCGCAACUCUGCAAAUCACAUCAUCAUGGUGGCCGUAACCCGCCUCGCGAAGCGCGCGUCAACCUUCUCACCCCAGAUGAGGAGGUGCCUGAGCUCCUCCGAAGUCAAAUCCCACGCGCCGCCGCACGACGCCGCGUCCUUCCGCCCGUUUCCGCGGCGCGAAGAUCUGAGCAAGCGGUGCGUGCAGUGGGCGUUCCUCGGCUGCCCCGGCGUCGGAAAAGGAACGUACGCUAGUCGCCUGUCCAACCUCCUCGGCGUCCCUCACAUCGCCACCGGCGAUCUCGUUCGCGACGAACUCGCCUCCUCUGACCCCCUUUCUUCCCAGCUAUCAGAAAUUGUAAAACAAGGUCAAUUGGUGUCAGAUGAAAUUAUUAUACGUUUAUUGUCAAAGAGACUUGUUGCUGGGGAAGCUAAAGGCGAUCUGGGAUUUAUUCUUGAUGGUUUUCCUCGAACAAUUAAGCAAGCAGAAAUAUUGGAAGGGGUAACUGACAUUGACUUGGUAAUCAAUCUGAAGCUCCGAGAAGAUGUUCUGCUUGAGAAAUGCCUUGGUAGGAGAAUUUGCAAUCAGUGUGGGGGUAAUUUUAAUGUUGCUUCUAUUAACAUCAAGGCCGAGAAUGGGAGCCCUGAAAUUAUUAUGGCUCCACUUCUUCCUCCUGAGAAUUGUAUGUCAAAGCUCAUUACUCGAUCAGAUGAUACUGAAUCAGUGGUCAAAGAAAGGCUUCGAAUAUACAAUGAAAUGACUCAGCCUGUGGAGGAAUUUUACCGUUCGAGAGGAAAAUUAUUGGAGUUUAACCUGCCUGGAGGAAUCCCGGAAUCUUGGCCUAAGUUGCUACAUGCUCUUAAUCUUGAUGAUUACGAGGACAAACGAUCUGCUGCAGCAUAAAGAUAUAAUAAUGUAUCAUAACAGUAAGUAUUUCAUUCUUUGCGUGCUUAUAUUGCAUGCUUGGCAAUUUUGCAGGACAGAGAACCAAAGCAAGGGAACUUCUCUGCUAGUAUUAUUUUGGACCAAUGAUGAUAUUUGUAAGUGUUGUAAUCUGAUAAGACUGGUAGUGUUGCGUUUUGUUUUCGUAUAAUUUGGUUAUAUGGGAAGGGUUUCCUAGCAUAUAAUGUUAUUGUGAAGAGUGAAUAAUAUAUCACAGUAUUGCUAGAAAGAUAGUUGGUCAGGAAUCAACGUCGAUAGGAUUGGUGCAUCAUCACUAUUGUUGUAAAUUAAAUGUGAAUGAACUUAUUCUAUUACAUCAACACAUCAUCACAUGCUCGUGAUUUAGGGAAGGCUUUUUUACUGGAGUAACUUCCAGGAAAAAAAUUAUUUAAUAUGAUGUUUCAUGUUAUUUGAAUAAGUCUUUUGAUUUCACAAUACUAAUGAAUAACUCCUCCUUUUCUUUGAA
This is a messenger RNA of Glycine soja, 1519 nucleotides long. RefSeq names its product probable adenylate kinase 1, chloroplastic. The record is from RefSeq and is a predicted model, not a curated record. Gene Ontology annotation, biological process: nucleobase-containing compound metabolic process. NCBI's taxonomy places the organism in Eukaryota, Viridiplantae, Streptophyta, Magnoliopsida, Fabales, Fabaceae. Gene Ontology annotation, cellular component: mitochondrion; cytoplasm. The coding region runs from base 157 to 1014 and encodes 285 amino acids. Gene Ontology annotation, molecular function: ATP binding; AMP kinase activity. The transcript has 4 exons.